AUGAACAAAAUCCAAGAAAAGGCUGUGAGCAAGGAUGUAUUUGAAAUCCUUUCCCUUCUUUGCGAGAAAAUAGGACCCGAUGUGAUUCUGGACAAGGUCAUGUCUGGAAUGGAGGGCAAUAAGAAACCCAUGCAGCAGAAGGCUGUUCUCCAGUGGAUUUUGUCGGUGGUGGAGGAUUUCGGAGUUCCCAAUCUCAACAUGAAGGCGAUCGUUUCCUACUUGCAGAAGCCGACUGCGCUUCAAAGUUCAUCUCCGGACGUAAAGAAGGCCUCCAUCGCUGUGUUAAGCGAGAUGUUCCAUCAGCUCGGGAACCCGAUUCUCUCUUUGGUGGAUCAUUUCGACCUUCCGAGCAUUCAGCUGAAGAAAAUUCGAGAAGAUCUACAGGAGGUCGUAUUCGAUCCCACGCUCGCUAGUCGCUACAAAGCCGCGCCUUCUGUCAUGUCUCGCAACCUUCCGCUGGAAACCCCCGGUGAAACCCCUGCGGAGCCCCCCGCUACUCCCGCCACUCCCGUGACUUUAUCCGAUUUGCUGGAGCCAGCGGACAUCACCAACGAGCUGACUUCCAUUCUCCGCGAUCUUCGCAACACCAAAGAGAAGGACAGCUGGAAGGUCCGACAGGCCGCUGUGCUGUCGCUAACUGCUCUGCUGACACAGAAGGAGCGCAUUCUGAACACUCCUGUGAUCGCAGAACUGUCGGGCGUGUUGAAAGUCCGACUGGGCGAAUCGAAUCUGAAUCUGCGCACCAAAGUGGUCCAAUGCAUUGGGCAAUUGGCGAAGUGUCUGGGCACAGAAGUGCAGCGAUAUACCGCUGUGCUGAUUCCUGAUUUGCUGCGUUUAUCGGGCGAUUCGAAGAGCAGCGUGGUCGAUGCAGUAUUCGCCACGCUAACUGCCUGGCUCGUCCACGACGCCGUUCCGCAGCCCGCCAUCUUCAACGCCCUGCUUCCUCACCUCCCCAUCGCGUUUAAAUCACCACGAGGUCGGCAAGAAAUCCUCGCGUGGAUCCGUCCGUAUCUCUCUCUCGGCGAGCCUCGGCAGUUCCAGCCGAUUCUUUCCUCGGUGCUCGACGCGCUUCUCGACAAAUCCAAAGAAACCCGAUCGAACGCGUCCGCCGUGCUGGAGACAUUAAUUCAUCGCUGUGGCGCGGAUGUUGUUCGCGCUCAUAUCGGAAGCCGAAAGCCCACAGACGAGGCGCAACUGCGAUCGUUCAUUGACACGUUCGAUCUGCAUCCAAUACAAGACGAGCCUCCGAUCGACGCGAGGAUGACCGAGAGUUCGUUCGGAAACGCAGAGAACAACUCCUUGGUCGAGAAAAGCGACGAGCGAGCCGCUCGAAUCGAAUCGAUGGCCCGCAGACCGGGAGUUCGCUUGUUAACCAAACCAAAACUUGGACCGGAUGGGAAGCCACUGCCCAAAUUCAAUGUGGUUUCGUCCAUUCCGAAGCCCAUUCCGCGGAGGACACUCGAUAACAUGAAGAGCCGAAACUCUCAAGUGGUCUUCCGCAGAGCGAACGAUGUCCCAGAAGGAAUGAACGACGAUUAUCUGGGUGAAAUGCACGACGAAGCCCCUAUGGACAUCGACACGAUGACCGAAGUUGAUCAAUUUCCUACAGAAAACGUGGUGCCCGAUGACAGCGGAGUGUCCCUCAAUUCUUCCGAGGGUGCGUUUGAAUCUCCAAAGCGGCAGCCGCUUCCUGCCAUGGAGAACGUGAAUGAUUUGCGAUUGUCGUUCUCCAUCCCGAUAAAAAGCGACGAUUUAUUGCUUCAUGAAAAUGAAGAACCGCUGAACAUGCAAUCGCGUGUGCUGUCCUCGUUUUCCCUCAAAUCGUCGCAGUUCACCAACGAAUUCAUUUCUUCAUUGCGUCAUUCGUCUUUGUUUUUCCAUAAUGGAACGACAGAACUUGCAGUUACGUAUCGAGAGCAAAUUAGCGAUUUGCAUGGAAUGAUUGAUGCGUUAACAGAGCUGUUUUGCCCCGUUUCUCUUUGCUAUUUGAUGUGA
This is a messenger RNA of Blastocystis hominis, 1995 nucleotides long. RefSeq lists its product as hypothetical. The record is from RefSeq and is a predicted model, not a curated record. Gene Ontology annotation, molecular function: microtubule plus-end binding; microtubule plus end polymerase activity. Bases 1 to 1995 code for a protein of 664 amino acids. The transcript has 6 exons. Lineage: Eukaryota; Bigyra; Opalinata; Blastocystidae. Gene Ontology annotation, biological process: microtubule polymerization; establishment or maintenance of microtubule cytoskeleton polarity; centrosome duplication. Gene Ontology annotation, cellular component: microtubule plus-end; centrosome; kinetochore.